AUGGCUCUCCAAGUGCAACAACGACGUGCAGCUACCGGAUGUGCUCUUGUCCACGAGGAAAUUCGAGCCGCACCAGCGACGGGAUCUAGCGCCGCAGUAUCAGCCACUUUCGAACAUCCGUUGGAACGCUACGGCUCCGUUUCCGCCGUUGACCGUCUUCAGCUACACCGGUACCGUGUACUGUUCACCAUGGCGCUCGAGUCGCGCCAGAAAGCAUUCCUGACUAUGGAAGAUGCCAAGACCAUUUUCAACAUCGUUUGCUGCUUCUUCGGCAUCGGUACACUGUCGAUGCCGUCCAACUUCGCCCGUGCCGGACCCGUGUACGGCACCAUUGCGAUGGCGUUGAUGGCCUUUUCGAAUAUAUAUUCAACCAUCGCUCUGUCCAGAGUGAUGCUAGUGGCGCCCAAGUCGGUCAAGACGUUCACAGACGUGGGUGACUGGGUGUUCGGCAAGACCGGACGCUACCUCGUAAUCGUGUCCCAGCUUCUCGUGUGCUUGCUGUUACCAUGUGCCUUCCUGGUUCUUGGAAGUACGCUCCUAGACGUGCUGUUCCCGGACUCGUUUAGCCAGAUCUUCUGGAUUGUUUUCAUGGGCCAUCACUGUAGUGCCGUCGUGCUUGAUUCCGACCCUGAAGGAGGCGGCGUCUGAGGUGUUCGUCGGUUGACUCGUCUCUCUCAUCGCUGACAUUAACGUCGUGAGUAACCUCGAGUGGGAUAUGCACGUCCACCCGUCCAUACCGACGCCGG
This is a messenger RNA of Phytophthora infestans T30-4, 746 nucleotides long. Its product is annotated as amino acid/auxin permease-like protein. NCBI's taxonomy places the organism in Eukaryota, Oomycota, Peronosporomycetes, Peronosporales, Peronosporaceae. Gene Ontology annotation, cellular component: vacuolar membrane. Gene Ontology annotation, biological process: amino acid transmembrane transport. The record is from RefSeq and is a predicted model, not a curated record. Gene Ontology annotation, molecular function: amino acid transmembrane transporter activity. The coding region runs from base 1 to 648 and encodes 215 amino acids. The transcript has a single exon.